GCAGCAGGGCGAGCAGCAGGGGGAACAGGGGGAGGUGGUGUUGCGGCCGGAGCACCUGAGGAAGGAGAUCGAGACGCUGAAUGAGCGGAUCUACUCUGCCAUCAACAACGGCGUCUACCGCUCCGGCUUUGCAACCACCCAGGAGGCCUACGAUGAAGCGCAGGCUGAGCUGUGGGCUGCUCUAGACGAGAUGGAGGCCCGGCUGCGGCGCUCGCGGUUCCUGCUGGGGAACAGGCUAACGGAAAGCGACGUGUGGCUGUUCCCCACCGUCGUUCGCUUGGAUGCGAUGUACGGCCCGCUCUUCAAGUGCGGCCGCCGCAGGGUGUUUGGCAGCGGCGGCGGCGGCGGAGGAGGAGGAGGAGGAGGGGAGGGAGAUUACCCGGCGUUGGCUGCCUGGGCGCGGGACAUUUGGCAGGUUAAGAUUCCUGGAUCUCUGAUACAGAUCAGUGACACCCUGGACCUGGAUGCGGCGCGUGCCUCAUACUUCCGCAGCCUCUUCCCACUCAACCCCAGCGGUAUCGUGCCCGCCGGCCCCUCCGCGGCGGACCUGCAGCUGGAGCGACCCGCGGGACGCGGCAGCAGCGGCGAGGGCCUGGCGGACGUAUGUUACAUGAGCUGAUGUGUUGGUUUGCAGCUUGGUGGAAGGCGCAGAUGUCAUGUUUGCGGCACGUGUUUAUGUGGACGCUUUUUCGCGGUGUUGAGGGCAUGGAUAGAAACCAUAGGAUGUUGUGUUAAGGGGGCGGCAUGGGAGGCCGCUUGCGGAGCUAUCCCUUAGUACGAGUAAGGCUGUUGCCUGUCGCUUCACGGAGCCGGAGAGCAGGUGCGCAUAACCUUGAAUGAUCUAGAUUUAUAAUGACCUAGUAACGUCCUUACGUCCUGAUGCCUAAUGCUCGUGCGGCGUUACAACUCGUCGGUAACUUAAUGUGGCAGGAGAGGUACGGCGCGUGGCUACAGUGUGGUGCUUAUAAAAGCAGUGCCUGGGGAAGCGGUGCCAAUAUGCUUCUAUUUAUUGCGAUUAUAAGGUGACAUUUGAGUGGCCGCCAAAGACUUGACGAAGGCUUGACGCACUCAUGCGUGUACGAUUCGUCUUUACGUGUGCAUAACCCUGCCAACAGUAAGGACUCUUCCAGCAACCCGUUCGGACAAGCCUUGGUUGAGCUGUGCCGUGAAGCUGAGCUGCUUAUUAUGAAUGGUCGUGUGCCCGGUGAUAUGGAGGGUGAGUUCACGUUCUAUCACGCCCACGGCCUGGCCUGUAGUAUGAUUGACCUCUUUAUCUGCUCGCCUGCUUUGGUUUCGCGGGCAUCGCAACUGCAAGUGCUGGGCAUUCCCAUUGCUACGGAGGGGCCCAAAGUGGGAUCGAGGCUCAGCGAUCACUGCCCGGUGACACUCACUCUGGACGUCGGAUUAGGAGGAACGCGUAGGGGUGGUAUCAGGGAUUCCUCUCGCAUGGGGAAGCGUGAGUGGGAGCGGUUCACGCGCCUGUUUGAGGUAGAGGAUGCUGCUGUCGUACAGAAGAUCGACGAGGCUGUCAACCAACUGGGGCAUGGUCUCAACAGCACGGAGGUUGUUACUGUGGUCUGUCGGGCUCUUAAGAAGGCUAUUGACGCCGCGUUUCGCCUGGAUAGGAGGCAGGGGGCCAGUUCUAGUGCAGGCAGGACGGACAAGGAUGCGCCUUGGUGGACACCUGAGUGUGCGGAGGCCCGGGAGGCUAUGUUUGCUCAAAAGGCGCUCAUGCGUGCUAACGGUCUGCUGGGGGAUCAGGAUGCCAAAGCUGAGUUCAGUCGGUUGCGCACGAAGUAUCAACGUCUUCGCAGAGAGGCUAAGGACAAGUUCCGGGUCAUGCAUUUUGAAGGAGUUAUCGAAGAAUGUCGGGGGGAUCCACGGGCGCUUUGGGGUCGGCUGAAUAGUAGGCUUAGUCAGGGGUGCCCUAUCACGGAUGUCAAUAGUUGGGGAGCCUAUUUCAACGCGCUGUUUAAUGGGGAAGUCAAUGCGUUUAACGAAGUUUCCGCGGACACCAUCCUUAGUACCAUCAACGGUGUGCCACAUGGGAGGGGGAGAGGAUGGGCCAGGGCGACAGGCGAUCGGGUAGCACGAGUCACUGCUGCUGCCGCACUUAACGUUCCGUUUACUUUGGCUGAAGUCAUCGCUGCGCUGAAGUCCCUGCGUAAUAACAAGUCUGGUGGUUUAGGCAGAGUGCCGGCUGAAUGUUUCAAGUGUGCGACGAGAGAGGUUGAGGGUAGGAGGAUGUACGUUUUAGCUCCUUACCUGCUCAAGCUACUAGAGCAUAUCCGCAGCACGGGGGAUUACCCUGAGCAGUUUGAGAUCUCUGCGCUUACGCCCAUUCACAAGAAAGGCGAUGUGAUGGAGAAGGGUAACUAUAGGGGAUUAGCAGUGGGUGGUGUUUUGUCUAAGCUGUAUGCGUUUAUGUUAGAGCAUAGGCUGUCUCGUUGGGGCGAGCUGGUGGGAGCUAGGUCGCCGUAUCAGGGAGGUUUCCGACGCAAGCGGGGUACCUGCCACAAUCUGUUUCUGUUACGUCACCUGACGGACAAACAUAAGGGGGGGCGAGACGCAGUUGACCCCCUGUUCGUUUGUCAGAUUGACUUUGAGAAAGCGUUUGACAAGGUGCCACGUGAUCUUUUGUGGUUAAGGUUGGAGGAACGGGGUGUACAUGGCGCUAUGUUGGAGGCUCUCAAGACUUGUUACAACAAGGUCAUGAUGCGUGUCAGGGUAGACGGAGUGACGGGGGAUCCUUUUGAAUCUUCGCAGGGAGUCAAGCAAGGUUGCCCUCUCAGCCCUACGCUUUACGGGAUUUUUGGCGAGGGGUUUGCUGACUAUGUUGACGCUAAGGAUAAGUGGCUCCCUGAUGCUAUGCGCGCCAAGCAGCAGACUCCUCAUGCGGAUGGCCGGCGUAUCCCGUUGGAACUGUAUGCCGACGACCUCAGCCUUUUCGCUACGACGCACAGACGGCUGAUUGUGUUGCUCGCUGAUUUGAGAGAGUGGUGUGAGGCCUUUGGGAUGCGGGUGAAUGUUCGUAAAUGUGAAUUGAUGGUUUUCCACCCUCGUGCCAAUAUCCGUGAGGCUUUUGCUUCCCUUUGCCCCGUGGUGUGGACUUCUAUUGAGGGAAAUGCGCGAGUACCUAUGGUUAUUCCCUGGGUACAACGAGCCCGUUACCUUGGUUUGCACUUUGGUCCUGGCACACCUUUUGUUUCCUGCACAGAGGAACUGUUGACCUCUGGCCGACGUGCUAUGUUUUCUCUUCAGCGUAAAUUAAAACGCCUAGGUCUCUUGGUCCCUGCUGUUGCAGUUAAGUGCUUCGACGUGCAAGUCCGCUCCAUCUUGUCGUACGGUGUCCAGGUGUGGGGGCCUGAUGUGGUGCUGAAGUUAAUGACGGACUGCGAGAAUGCCGCGAGGUACUUUGACAGAUCCUUGCGGGACCCAAUGGUGCAGUUACAAAGGGGAUUUCUUCGGGAGAUUGCGGGUGUUAAAGUCUCGCCGGAUAAGUUGCUGUUUAAGGAGUUUAACCAGCGCCCCCUGCAUGUCUUUUGGUUGGAACUGUUUCUGAGGUUUUGGAAUGACCUGGUCAAGCAGAAGGACACGGUCUACCACCAGGCGUUGCGAGGUGAAAUUCGUUCGGCCCUCAGUACUGAGCAUUAUGAUGGCUGGGGUUCUAAGGUGUUGAAGAUUCUGAAAAUGUUAGGGACGGAUUUGACGGCCUUGGGGGGUGAGUUGGACUUGAAUGCGCGUGUGGAACGUAUUGCUGGCACGGAGCUAAAUGUGUCUACUCUCACUAAAAAGUUUGCUGAUAGAAUGGAUGCGGAUUGGGAGGAUAGGAGUUUGGAAGAUGACCCGCGGCUUUUCAACCCAGUAGACCCCGUACCUGGGGUUGGAGUUAAGAUGUGCAGGUACAAAAAUUGGAUGGGUGACCCGGUUGACAGGGGGUACAUUACUCAGCGGCAGCAUGUGAACCUGAUGCGUUUUCGGCUGUGUGUGUGGGGCAUUGAAGCCAAUCGCCCUAGGGGUAGGCAACGAGUAGCGCGUGUCUGUCCUAUGUGUGCCGUGCAGGGGUCGCCGGGGAGAGUGGAAGAUGAGAAGCACAUCCUCAUUGAAUGUCCCGCUUACGAUGAUUUGCGUGACAAGAUAUGGGAAAGUGGUGUCUCACGGGAUGCUGAUAUGAUUGCUGUCAUGGGCAUGGAGAAUCAGGCAUUGCUCGCUAGUGUAAUCACUAGCAUGCGAAGUCGCAGGAUUGCGCAGACAGGGUUUAUCAUAUGAUUAGCGUUCUGUUUGUUGUCUCUUUUGUUUGCUUUUUCUUCAUUUGGUUGUUUUCGCGUUUUUGUGCUCGCGAUCCAUGAGCCUUCUGGCUCGGACGGAUCUUACGAGCUCGGUACGAAGCUUGUAACACAUACAUACAUACAUACCCUGCCAACAACAGGUUAUCCUACCAGGUUUUGCCAACUCUAUUUUUAGGUGUGUAUGUUUGGUGAGGCGCUUGACCUGCUGCCUGUCAACCCUGCUGACCGGUUUCACAGUUUACAGGGGCUUUGCCCUGCCAUGCAAACUUUCGCAAUUUGGAACCAGAAAACAUGUGGUUGGAAAGUAAGGAGAACGGCUUACCAACUACCUGCAAAAGGUCUUAGGUCAAGAGGGAGGCAUGCGCAAGGUGUUGCGCUAGUUCGGGCCUCGUUCGCAGCCAGUCCCGAGCCAGACAAAGUUCAGCCAUCAGCCUCGAGCCAAGCGCUAAAGCCGUCGGGCUCUUUGGCUCACUUCUGGCCAGCCGUCUCGUGGAAUCGGUACCACCUUCAAAUCCUCUUUGUUGACCAAACGGACACAGUUCGGGCGCGGCUAGCAGCAGGUCUUUUCGAGAGAUGUGCAGAGUGGAAUGGCCACGGCAGGGCCCUGGUUCCCUGGACCUGCGGCCUCUCCGCCUCCCCCUCUCGCGACAUCCACUCCAUAUCCAAGCUGGCCGCGCUGCUGGUUGCCGCAGCCGGCCUGCAGCUGCUGCCCCGCUCCUUCACGCGCGCGCCCGAGGCCUUCGAGCCCGCUGACCUGGACCGCUACGACCUGCUGGUUGCGCUGGACAGCGGCGUGCUGGAGGGGCUGCGGCGGGCGGUGGAGGCGGAGUGCCCGGAGGGGGGGCCGGACAGGGAGCACUACAUGCAGAAGCUGUGCCUGCUCAGCUCCUUCAGCCACUACGAGUGCGACGAGGUGCUCACGCGGCGGGGCGGCAGCGCGCUGCUGCCCGCGCAGCUGUCCGGCAGGAUGAGCGCAGGGCCGGGGGGGCUGCAGGCCCUCCGAGCGGUCCAGGACAUCCGCUCGCCCGACCUGGCCGCCCCCGACGCCGCGUCGCAGUGGGACGCGGCGGUGUGUGCGCUCAUCCUGUCCACCGCCAGCCUGGUGAAGUACUGCAUGGACGCGUACCCGGAGCACAUGCCGCACUGGGACCCCGUGGAUUGAGCCCAGGCCGGGGAGGAGGGCGGAAGGGAAAAAAGAAAAUUCCAAUGUGUGUUUUGAAUAUGAUACAAGGUGCUGACAGUCCCUGGUGGAAACAACCGUGAGUGGGCGGAGGGGAGGGAGGGAAAAACGUAAUGGCAAGUGAAGUUACUGGAGAGGAGAGAGCAAGUGGAGAGGGAGAGCAACUGGAGGGGAGGAGAGGGGAGAAAGGAGAAGGAUGUCCGGCUAGGCCUGGCUGGGGAACCUCCGCUCUUGGGUGCUUGUUCAUGGUUGCGGAUGGCGUGGUGCACUGGAAGGAAAGCUGCAGGACGGGGGGGGCGUUGGCUUCUCAUCUGUUGUGUUCUGUCUCCCCUAGUUAUAGUGCUGAUUGGGUGCUGACCCGCUUGCUUGCCGCUUGCUUGUCUGUGCCAGCUGCUGUAUCAUAUGCGGGCGUACCUCAUGUCUGUACAAUACCAAGCGGUAACAUGCCCUGACACGGUUUAGCUGUGUAGUGUUGCGGCCCGAGCCGUGUGCUACCGGUACUGCGAGGUUCGUUGUGCUGCUGUUUGCCAAGCCCCUUGUUGCACAAUACGACCUUCUUGUUGUAUGAUAUGGCCCCCUUGUUGUACAGUAUUAGCCAAGGUGGAUACACCUUGUUGUACAAUACGGCGCUCUUGUUGUACAGUUGAAACCCAGGUGGCUGCUGACUCAUCUGUAUCUUAAAUUCCUCGUUGCAUCAAUCUCGUUGGUAACCCAUGUAAGCGGGGUAUGUACAUAUGUUGUAGUUGACUGCCGUACAGUGAUGUUGGUUGGUUAUACGUUGAAUGGGAGCCGUUGUGUGAGCGGUUGGUUUGUUCGUUAGGCCCUUACGCCGGUCUAAGUGUUUUGUUUCGAAGGCCGGGUGUCGGAAUUCCAUUUCUUGUUUUGCUCUGUAGUGUAGGCUUAUGCGUUGGGAAGUUGUGAACGUAAUUCGGUGAUGCCUCUCGCCUGAGUGAUGAUCAACACUGGAAACCGGAAAACUUGGAAAGGUUUUUCUACAUAUGGAGGAGAGACGUCCCAUGCGAAUCUUUGCCGGCAGCUUAAAGCCGGAGACGCAUGCUACUUUCAUUAGUGCAUUGCAAUCAUACACCUUUCAAUUCAUACGAGUCAAUGAUGGUGUUGGGCAGAGAGGAAAUUUUGGGUCCUCAGGAUCUGGUCUCGUAAAGAGGGGCUGUAGCCGCCGUACGGUGGUGGUUGCAGCGUGGAUGUCGAAUUCGGCGUUAUCAGAGCCUCACACUUGAGCAACGUGUUGCGAAUGCAGUUGACGUUGUUGGUGUCAGGUCUCAGGUGGCUGGCAGGUGCUAGGGGAGCGAGCUAGGCCGCCUGGAAAGAGGCCUACGACGCGUCCAUGUGGGCGUGUGGGUUAUAGCCCCAGUGGGCACCGCAAGCACCCUGGUGGAGCUUGGGAGUGGUGUGUUGAGCUGUUAACCCAACUGCGCCGCUGUGGAGUGUGUGGGGGUGCCGGUGUUUGUCUAUUGCCUGAUAAGCCCCUGCUUUGUCGCUAAUGACGCGGUGAAGCUGAGCGCGAAGCAGAACCACGAAGUGUGUUGAACAGCCCUGUGGCUCGUGUUCGAGGUCCUCACGACCCACGGGUCGGUGUACCGGUUGCUUCAGGUCUGUGCGUGAAGAGAAGGACGUAGCGUUUCAUGUGCCUGCCUUACAAGGGUACAAUCCUGCACAGAACCAGCAGCCCACCUUACGGCACUCGCCUGUACUUGGGUUGCCACAGGCGGUUCCCCUGGUUGCAGCACACAGGGACCACUUACCGCCUAGCCAAGUGCAAGUGCAUGUUCGUGACUCUGCAGUGCACGAAGCUGCAGUCCCGAGUCACGUGCGGUACGGCUGCCAACCACAUCAUAACACGGGCAUGGCAUGGAUACACCAUAUGAUGGUUGGCGAAUGACGAAACACACUCCGACGACCUGCUGUCCUGAUGCCGUAACACACGUUUGCAAACAAC
Messenger RNA from Astrephomene gubernaculifera, 7426 nucleotides. NCBI's taxonomy places the organism in Eukaryota, Viridiplantae, Chlorophyta, Chlorophyceae, Chlamydomonadales, Astrephomenaceae. The record is from the annotation of a GenBank genome assembly.